AUGAAGGGGUUUCGGCAGCGAGUUCAUGAGCAGCUUUCUAGAGCCAAAGACUCAAACCGGUCGUCCAAGAAGAAGGAUUCGUCCGGAACGGCUUCCCCUUCUCAGGGCGGGUCGUCCAACUCCCCCGCGAACUCCGCCCACGCAACGCCGACCUCAUCCACCACCCAAUUGAUUGAUUCGCGUAAUAAGCCUCUCCCGGGCGGCGACGCUCCACCGGGAGCGACCAGUCAUUCUACACCAGCUCCCCCAACACAAGGGUUGCCGAAUUCGCUUAAUCCCGGACAAUCAUUCAGUGCACCGCAGCAGAGUGCGGCGGGUGUAGGGGGGUCGCCCGGAGGUGGAUCAGGUCCUGGGACGCCGCACCGUCCGAAUGUACCAAUAACCCCAAGCGUGAUCAUUAGCCCAAGUGCUCCGCAUAUCCCUCCCCCUGGAUCAGCGGAAACGAUGCCGACUGAUCUUGCUCCACCCAAGGCGGGCCAGAAGUCGUUGCUGUUCGACCGUCUACAGACCACACCAAAGGAUGUCCCGGAAGGGAUCCGGACUCCUAAACGACAGCACUCCUCUCGUUUCGAUGUGUCCGACCAACGACAGAGAGAGCUAGAAAAGCUCCCGGGGUUCCAUGAAGUCCCCCCCAACCGACGACAGGAGCUGUUCAUGCAGAAGAUCGACCAGUGCAACAUCAUAUUCGACUUCAACGACCCGAGCGCGGACAUGAAGUCGAAAGAGAUCAAGCGAUUGGCUCUUCAUGAGCUCCUGGACUAUGUUGCCAAUAACAGACAAGUGAUCACGGAGCCGAUGUAUCCUCGAGUCGUGGAGAUGUUCUCAAAGAACCUAUUUCGACCGAUUCCACCGCCAGUCAAUCCACAAGGGGAUGCGUUCGAUCCGGAGGAAGAUGAGCCGGUGCUUGAGGUUGCGUGGCCGCAUAUUCAAGUGGUUUAUGAGUUCUUCCUCCGAUUUAUCGAGAGCCAGGAUUUCAACACGAACAUUGCGAAGCAGUACAUUGAUCACAGCUUCGUUUUACAGCUCCUCGAACUGUUCGACUCGGAAGAUCCUAGAGAACGAGAUUUCCUCAAGACGACAUUACACAGAAUAUACGGCAAAUUCCUCAACCUCCGAUCGUAUAUACGGCGGUCCAUCAACAACGUCUUCUUCCAGUUCAUCUACGAAACUGAGCGGUUCAACGGGAUCGCGGAGUUGCUCGAGAUUUUGGGGUCGAUCAUCAACGGCUUUGCUCUCCCGCUGAAGGAAGAGCACAAACUGUUCUUGACGAGAGUCUUACUGCCGAUGCACAAAGUCAAGAGCUUGAGCAUGUAUCAUCCACAGCUGGCUUACUGCAUCGUGCAGUUCUUGGAGAAGGAUGCCGUGCUCACUGACGAGGUGGUUUUGGGGCUGCUGCGGUACUGGCCGAAGACCAAUAGCACGAAAGAGGUGAUGUAUCUCAAUGAAGUCGAAGACAUCUUUGAGGUUAUGGAUCCAGCGGAAUUUGUCAAGGUGCAAGAGCCGCUGUUCACACAGUUGGCCAAGUCCGUGGCCAGUCCUCACUUCCAGGUUGCCGAGCGGGCUCUUUACUUCUGGAACAACGAGUAUUUCUGCAACCUCGUCAGCGACAACAUCGAAGUUAUCCUUCCCAUCAUGUUCGCCCCUCUCUACGAGAACUCCAAGGGCCACUGGAACAGAACCAUCCACGGCAUGGUCUACAACGCCAUGAAGCUGUUCAUGGAAGUCAACCCCCAACUCUUCGACGACUGCUCGCACGAAUACGCCGAGCAACAACUCCACGCCGACGAGACGGAGAAAGCCCGCCAAUCGAAAUGGGACGCGCUGGCCGACCUCGCCAAGGCGCGGCAGAACGGGCGGGUGGAGGCCCGGCUGCUGCCGUCCACGACGUCACAAGGGGGCAAGGGUUCGUCGCGAGGAGCCGACGACGCCGAUCCGUUGAGCCAGGAUAGUCAGAAGCGCUUGGAGGCGCUGCGGUUGCAGGAUGAUGGGGUGAAUGGGCGGGAGCGGCGGGCGAAGGAGGGCUCGGUGCGUUGA
Molecule: messenger RNA, 2034 nt
Organism: Eremomyces bilateralis CBS 781.70
Lineage: Eukaryota; Fungi; Ascomycota; Dothideomycetes; Eremomycetales; Eremomycetaceae
Product: protein phosphatase 2A regulatory B subunit
Exons: 7
Coding region: 1-2034 (677 amino acids)
Biological process (GO): signal transduction
Cellular component (GO): protein phosphatase type 2A complex
Molecular function (GO): protein phosphatase regulator activity
Source: RefSeq, a predicted model, not a curated record